AUGUUGAGAACGAUAGCUAUCGCAACGAUACUGGCGGGAUGGGCUUCCAGCCAAGCGCCACACCAACCCCUGGUUCCCUUUGUUUACGACGACAUUCCUCUUGGACAGAUCACACCAAAUGGCUGGCUGCGAGUGGAGCUUGAGACAGAGGCUUCCGGACUUGCUGGACACCUAUACGACUUCUACCGGUUCGUGAAGGACGCCAAAUGGCUGGGGGGAUCGCAAGAAUACAGUGCUCUCAACGAGGCGUUUCCUUACUGGCUCAAUGGGCUGGUCCCUCUAGCGUACACUCUCGACGACCAGCGACUGAAAGACCAGGUUCAUUCUGCGAUGGACUAUCUAUUUGAGCAUCAGGUCAAAGAAGAUGGCUGGAUUGGCUUCGAGGAGGGCAAUAAACGACUCAUCUGGGCCCGGACACUGAUCUUUUUCGCAUGGACCAACUUCGCUGAUGCUAACAAAACCUGGGAAACCCCGAUCGUGGAUGCCAUGUACAGUUUCAACUCUUUGAUGCACACUAUGCUGCAGAACAACGGCACGGGACUUGUCGAGCAGCAGAACGAUGGGAAUGGCCCAGACAUUUAUUUCUGGUUCCUCUCGCGAGUGGCAGAAAUGAUUGUCAGCUUGCAAUGGUUAUAUGACAAGCACCCUAGAGAGACGGAGAUGGUGAAGUUAUCAGACAACAUGGCAAUGCUGCACAAAUAUGGUGGGAAGUGGGAAGACUGGUUUCAGGAAGAAAACUAUACCUUUCAAGAUUUGUAUAUGCUGCCGGAAGAAGUGUCGGAUAACAAUUUCACCUUCCUUCACGGGGUCAACGUUGGCGAAGGCUUGAAGGCACCAGCAGUCAUCCGUAGAUUCACACAUGAUGAACGCCUAGUCAAAACGACGAGGAACGGGGUCCAAUGGUCGAUGCAGUACCACGGCGCUCCUUCAGGAACUGUUAUCGCCGAUGAGCGCGAGGAUGGCCUCAACGCUUACUAUGGCGCCGAGACAUGCACUGCAGUCGAAGUCAUGUUCUCUCAAAGCUACAACUAUCGGGCUCUGGGCGAGAACUUCUACGCCGACGGUGCCGAGCUCGCUGCAUACAAUGCUCUUCCCGGAGCGAUGACUGGAGACUGGUGGGCGCACGUCUACAUGUCGCAAAGCAACCAGCCUUUCUCGAAGAAUUUGUCAGAGACGCCAUUCUACAAUACAAAUACCCAAGGACAGACUUAUAAGGGACUGGAACCGAAUUAUCCUUGCUGUACAGUCAAUCAUCCACAAGGACUGCCGAAAUUCGUACAGUCUUCCUUUGUCAAAAGCGGCGAUAGUGGUCUUGUUCACGCAUUGCUCACUCCCGCCACUGUUACUACGACCAUCGCUGGAUGCAAAGUCACCGUUGACUGUCAGACAAAAUACCCCUUCGACGACAUACUAGUCUACAACAUCCAAGCAGACACGCCCUUCGACUUCUUCGUCAGAGUCCCAUCAUGGGCAAAAGAUUCAUUGCUGACUUCAACAACCUGCAACCUACCACAAUCCGACGACCCAUCAACAGGUCUACGCAAGGUCCACAUCUCCCCAGGCAACACUACGCUAACAUACACCAUCAUGACCGACGACGUCCGCAUCAAACCCCUAGCCAACGACACCAUAGCCAUCUACCGCGGCCAACUCCUCUACGCCCUCGAGAUCGGCGCCGACAUCACUUCUGGACCACCAAAACACUACCGCAAUCAAACCCUUCUACCUCCGGGAUCGCCGCCACAGGCUCUAGACUACACAAUGAUCAGCACCACCGCCUGGAACGUCGCCAUCGAUCCCUCCACGAUCGAGUAUCAUCCGAGAACGGAUCGCAGCGCUCCCCUGCCAAUGCCCAUCUUCGCGGCUGGCAACCCGGAUAUGUAUAUGGCUGCGCAGGCUUGCUUGAUCGAUUGGCCGGUGUUUAACGGGAGUGUGCCGGGGACUCCUAUCCCGAAGGGGGAGAGAAGGUGUCUGGGGGAUGCGUUUGAGGCGAGGCUUGUGCCAUAUGGGAGUGCGAAGUUGAGGAUGACGGAGUUGCCGACUAUUGAUUUGGUGUAG
Fulvia fulva is the source of this 2058-nucleotide messenger RNA. RefSeq lists its product as uncharacterized. The coding region runs from base 1 to 2058 and encodes 685 amino acids. Lineage: Eukaryota; Fungi; Ascomycota; Dothideomycetes; Mycosphaerellales; Mycosphaerellaceae. The transcript is spliced from 6 exons. The record is from RefSeq and is a predicted model, not a curated record.